Molecule: messenger RNA, 2378 nt
Organism: Patiria miniata (bat star)
Lineage: Eukaryota; Metazoa; Echinodermata; Asteroidea; Valvatida; Asterinidae
Product: synaptotagmin-12-like
Exons: 8
Coding region: 338-1612 (424 amino acids)
Biological process (GO): cellular response to calcium ion; regulation of dopamine secretion; regulation of calcium ion-dependent exocytosis
Cellular component (GO): membrane
Molecular function (GO): calcium ion binding; phosphatidylserine binding; clathrin binding
Source: RefSeq, a predicted model, not a curated record
UUAAACACAUCUGCCCUAAGUAUUCGAAACAGAUCUCGCUUACUUUUCUUUGGGUGUGAUUUGGACGUCCUCAUCGAGCCACCGUCCACAGACACAAGGAUCGGUUCAUAUGGCAACGACACGGCGCAUACAUUAUUAUCAACGGAGUGAGAAACAACGCGGUUUGCGAGCCUUGACGAUGCGAGCAUAAUCCACAGGGACCGCGUAGACGAGGCAGUACUCUGCCGUAUCAUCACGCGGGCAAAAUGUGAAUGUAGACGGCUGGCUCCCUCUUCCUCCCUGUGCUCAGUGCCUUGUCUUUGGUGUUGCCAAAUAUUGCAGACUGAACUGAUUCAACAUGACAGUUAUUGGCGUUGCCUUAGUUAUCUCUGGCCUUACUGCGGCCGGCGUCGGUGUAGUCGCUGUCUGGGCACGAUUCUGUGGAUCGUGCGACUUGCAGAAACUACUCGACUACAUCUGCAGACGGAACGAGGAGAAGACCAGCUUAAUACAAACGGAUUACGGCACUGCCUAUCAGGUCGACCAAUCUACCGAUAUCCCUACGCCAGAUGAUCCUGGACGUUUCGUCGAGUACGAGACCAUCUUCGCCAAGGCAGAGCAGGCCAUCUCUGCGGCUGCGCAGGAGUCCCACGCGCAUGCGGUCAACCUGCAGCCGGACGUCGAACACCAAGAUGGCAGUGACGCGUCACGUGACGGUACUCCAGACGAAAUUCUAAUGCGCAAACUGGUCCGGUGUUACUCCAGCGAAUCUCUGAGCUCAGUGACGUCAGAGUCGUCGGUUCAAGACAAUUUUAUGAACGUAGCUGGGCAAAUCGAAGUCGUCAUGGACUACUCAACAGAAAACAAACGGUUCACAUUAACAUUGGUGCAGGCUACAGACCUCAAAGCAUCAUGGGAUAACGCCUCGCCCUCCGACACCUAUGUCAAGGUUCACUUGAUGCCGGAACAUGAGUUGAAAGGUCAAACGAAGGUGUAUCGCAAAAGUCUGAAUCCGGUGUACAACGAGCGCAUCACCAUGAAAGUGGCCAAGGAAGAUCUGGCGGAGCAUUCACUCAAGUUUACGGUGUUCUCUUACGACCGGCACGCAAGGCACGAGGCCGUGGGGGAAACGACGCUUAAACUCGGCGAUGUGGACCUACUGCCUGGCCCUUUCAGCACGUGGCUCAAUCUAAGUGAUAUCAAUGAGAAACCAGCUGAUUUAGGAGACAUCUUGUUCUCACUGAGUUACUUGCCGACAGCCGAACGAUUGACUGUGGUCAUAGUCAAGGCUCGAGGCCUGAAGUGGACGGAGAACAAGGUUACUGCAGAUCCAUUUGUGAAGGUCUAUCUGCUGCAAGGUGGUAAGAAAGUUAGCAAGAAGAAGUCGUCCAUCAAGAGAGGUGACAACUGCCCCAUCUACAACGAAUCCAUGAUGUUUGCCCUGCCCUCCAACAUUCUAGACAAAGUUACAGUUCGAAUCACAGUGUCCGAGAAUGCUGCUGGAGGAAAGACCCCGAGCAUCGGACACGUGCUCGUCGGCUCCAGCUGUAAGGGCGCCAAUUUGACCCACUGGAACCAAAUGCUGACCGUCCUGCGCCGUCCGAUCGCUAUGUGGCAUCCACUGCGCAAAUGAAUAUUCACCAUGUAUCUAUAGCCAGAAUAAAUCGUAAUGAAUUUGUGCAGCGCAUUGGUGUUAAUUGUACAGCCGUGAUUUGGUCCUCUGGAAGGACAUUUGUGUUUAUGACUUUGGUUUUGGAAAACUCCUUGGAACUAUUGCUUCUUGUGACGGUGCCUAAAACGUAGAAAAAAAAUUGGAAUCUUUAUUCUGCAAUGAAAAAAACUAUUACUGAAAAUGAAACAUAAUUGGCUCAGGUAUUUCCUGGUAAGUUGGACUAACGUGUUUUAUUUCACAAUUUGGUGCGCUAGUUUACAAGUCAUGUAUAUUGUAAAAUAAAUGGUGUGCAUUAUUUUUUGUUUUCAAAUUGUAAUCUAUGCUGUAUUAUUAUAUAAAAUGCAGCUUUACGUUGUUUUUUUAAGGAGUGUAUACAACAAUGGAGUGGAUUACAAGCAACAUUAUUCAACAUGUUUCUUCUAAUUCUAAUUUAAGCAUGAUAAAUGCAAAUGCCGAUUGGCCUACACUAUGUGCGUGCGAUCAAAGCAACCGAUCACAAGGCGCACAUUGUGUUUAUAACACACACUCUCUCCAUCUAGUACCCCAAAAUGUCUCACUAUCUCACGGCUAUUGGAAAUGUUGGGCAAUUACUCUUCCAUUUCCGUUAAAGUUUGACUGAAUUUGUUUUAUAUUAAAUGCAAAGCUAAGCUAAUACAGGUUGAGUCAAAAAAGCGGAACCCAAACCCCCCAAAUUAUAUUUCAUAUCUAAAAAAUAUGUAGCACCAAA